AUGGCCUCCAUCAGCGCCGAACUGCGAAAUCAAAGGUGGACGAGGGACUCCUACCUCAUCUCGACCGACGCAUCCCUCAUCCCGGUCCCCCAACUCAACGCCGCCUUCGCCUCGGACGCCGUCUACUGGGCCAAGGCCAUGCCCGAAGCCAUCAUGAGAGAAAUGCUGCAGAGCUCCCUCUGCUUCGGCUUGUACGACACCACGUGCGCCAACCCUCAACAAGAACUCGGUGGCGCAGCUCAAGUAGACGACGACGACAAUAACAAGAACAGCAACAACAACAACGACGACGACACCGCGGAGCCGGAGGAGCACCAACGCCCCCAACAUCGAUUAAUUGGUUUCGCCCGUCUCAUCACCGACUUCGUCACCUUUGCCUACGCCACAGACGUCUGGGUCGACCCCGCGCUGCAGGGCAACGGCCUGGGCAGGUGGCUAUUGGGCUGCGUGCAAGAGAUGAUCGAGGCGAUGCCGUGCCUGAGGAAGAGCCUGCUGUUCACCGACAGCUGGGAAAAGUCUGUGCCGUUUUACGAAAAGGUGAUGAAGAUGAGCGUGGUGGGAGGGCAGCCGGGGGUCAGCCAGGCGAUUAUGCAGAUGAGGGGAAAGUGGUCACCGCAUUUUACGGGAAAGUCGGGUUGA
Messenger RNA from Colletotrichum orchidophilum, 639 nucleotides. Its product is annotated as acetyltransferase. The record is from RefSeq and is a predicted model, not a curated record. Gene Ontology annotation, molecular function: acyltransferase activity, transferring groups other than amino-acyl groups. Lineage: Eukaryota; Fungi; Ascomycota; Sordariomycetes; Glomerellales; Glomerellaceae. The transcript has a single exon. Bases 1 to 639 code for a protein of 212 amino acids.